This is a messenger RNA of Tigriopus californicus, 1539 nucleotides long. RefSeq lists its product as uncharacterized. NCBI's taxonomy places the organism in Eukaryota, Metazoa, Arthropoda, Copepoda, Harpacticoida, Harpacticidae. The transcript has a single exon. The record is from RefSeq and is a predicted model, not a curated record. The coding region runs from base 842 to 1324 and encodes 160 amino acids.
CACCCUUUUUGUAUCUUGCUUAAUAUUGUCCUUAUCUGGAAAUUGCUUCUAAUUCCACUUUGAAAGGAAUGUGCCUCGGCAAUUUAGGGGUUUGCGUGGACCCAGCUAGCUUGGGGUGUCGCGAGCUACGCGACGAGUGGUCUUCUUGUCUUCGAUUAUUGAGCGAACCUCCUACCGCUUCAACUACAGAAACGGUCCUUUGGCAGCGCGUGGUCACUCAAAUGCUUUGGCGUACUCCCCUUUCAAGAUUGCUAUCUUGAAGAAAAAGACCCUUUGGCUGGGUGCCCUGGACCUGCUUAUUAUCCUUAUUUACUCUCCCUGAGUGUGCAAGUCUUCUGUGGAAAAGCCAAGCACGCAAACGACGCCAAGGGUCCCCAAUUCCAUCAACAUAAACUCAGAGCAAUCGUCAUAGCUGAACGACAGAUGUUUGGCAGACGCAUUUGGGGUCUCCCUCCCCUCCUUCCUUCUCCCUCUUGCUCUCUCUCCUGCCAUGACUCCUUCCAUCCACGUCAACCCCUCCGGGUGAGACGAAGAUCAAGUGAGCGUUCCCACGAUUCUUCUCCAACUUGUUCCCUCUCGAUCUCGAAAAUCCAAUCCUCCCUCUCCUAGUCCCGAGCGUCCCAAAGCCUCUGGUAACACUCUGGUUUCUCCGGGCCGGCUUCCAGCGUCUCUCAAUGAUAAAACAUUUCUGACUCAAGCCAGCCAUCCUGACUCGUGAGUGAGAGGAGCACUGGAGGGCGUCGGGGUGAGUGUGUGAGAGUGAGAAGGGGUGCUCCAAGGGUCGUGAUCUGAUCCCACUGUGCUCUGGUGAACCUUUCACACGCACGCAUUUACUUAGUGUAUGGACAAAUUUCGUCCAUCCCAUCAUUCGACGUUAAGUCUUUGUCCAGACAGCACAUAUCAUUCCCGAGUCUUGCUCUCAGCUCGCCACAGCCACAACAAACUCAAAAUGGCCAUCAACAAGAAGAUUAACAAGUCCUUCACUAAGAAAGUGACCCAAUCUCUCAAGCUUAGGAUCCUCUCCAAGCUUCCAUGGAUGUCUAAGAGGGAGCAACAAGUCUACGAAGAGCUGCCAUCUUCUCAUCCCCAUCAAGUCGAGAUGGACGAAAACCUCUUGAACGAAGCAUUGGAGGCUCGUUUAAUGGAGUUGAUCGCCAGCUCGCCAGCUCAGAAGUCCCAUAUCAAAGUCCAAUUGGAGGUCAGAGUCCCAGCCACCGACCUAUUUGACUUCGGAGGAUCUUUCGUGUGCUCCCAAGUCCAAACCCGUUGCCAAGAAGCCCAAGCCCAAGUGUCUUUGACCACCACCACAGCCAGUCAAGCUUAGUUAGGCCUGGCUGACGUUGUCGGUAUUUCGGACCCACCCGAAAUUCAAUCUGUGAUCUGCCAUAUAUUUACCCAAGAGGCUUAUAUUGGCUCAACUUGUGAUAUAACUUGGACUCUUCUUGGAUCUUCUCCUAAUCCAAUGUCUUCCAACUUGUUGCUAUUAGCAAUGAAAUAUAAAACGAACAUGCAUAAAUAAAACAACUCUAUGAAUUGAAA